UGUACGCGCUGGUUUAGACAAGCAGUAUGGCGGAAGAAGAGAGUGAAUUGGAGUUAGACAGGUUUAAGAAAGAACUGGAGACUUUGUUAAAGACUAGUGCAAACGACGAACGCGGACUUCAGAGCAAGACGUACUGUGAAAGGUUUUGCGAGUUGGUGGUGGAGCAAACCGGGCGAUGGCAAGUGCCUCUUCCCCAACUCCAGGUGUUGCGGAGUGCCCUGUGCUCUUUUGUCCAGGGUGUGGCAUCAUUUCCUCCGGAUUGUGAGCAUGUACGCUACACGCUGAGUAGUCUGGCCCUGAGUAUCUUUGAACUGCUGUUGUUCUUUGGAAAAGAUGAAUUCAUUGAGCAUCCUUUAAAAGAUAUUCUAGACUCCUUCCAGGACUGCUAUGCGAGCCUGGUAAGGCACCAGAAUGUUUACCUUCUGCAGGUUAGGCAUAUUAUUAAAGAUGGAGGGCCAUGGGCAAACCCUGUACUUCAGGCUAUUCUCAAGGAUUCAGAGCUACCACAAGAAGAUGUGGACAAGUAUCUGAGUUCAGAAGUAUCCAUUUUCUUUGAGCUACGUUUGCGAUACCUGGUGGCAUGUGAGAGGCUUCCGGAGGCCUUGGCACUGACAAGGAGAUGCAUCCGGCACUCUGUUGUAGGGAGGCAUCUCUAUUUCAAGCAAGCCUACCUCAUCUGCCUUCGGAGAGCUUCUCUUUGUGAGCGCUUGUACAAGGAGAUGGCAGAUAUCGAUGGGAAGGAUGCCGUAGAGAUACUCUGCAUGAUGGAGAAUGAAGAGAACGAUGAGACUGUUUUGAUGCUGAGUAAAGGCUUCCUAUCUCAGAAGCUCCAGAUUGGAGACAUGUACUACCUUUGGGAUUUGGUCUUCAUAUGGAGCAGACUCUACUUGCGGUUGAACCUUUCUAAACAGAACUUCCUAGAGGAAUGUAGAGGAAUGAUAUUGUCAGUCACCAACGUAAAAGCGAUUUUCCCAUUUAUGAAGGUGAUUUUGGCAGAGCUUGGAAAAGAUGGUCUUGGGAUUUGUUUGGAGCUUUGUGUACGAGCCUUGCAGACUGACCUUAAGAAUGAUCCAGUCACCAAGUCCCUCAUCUACAAAACCAUUGCAUACCUACUUCCUAAUGACCUUGAGGUCUGUAGGGCUUGUGCGCUGCUAGUUUUCUUCCUAGAGAGAACUGUUGAGUCAUACAAGAAUGUGUUCCUCCUAUAUACUCACCCUGAUCAAGAGUAUCAUGCAGACACCAGUCUUGUGGGUAACAGUGUACGCUUUGAGGUUCUCCAGAUCCUGAAAAAAGACCUGUACUUUGACCCUGAGUUCUGGAGCAUUGUCAACAUCGAGGCAAACUGUCUGAAGCUAAUGAGUGAUAAGGUCGGUAAAGCAGCCUUAUGUGAAAUCAUGCAAAAGGACAAGUGGAUUCCAAGUUACUGUAUGAAAGGAUAUUGUCAGUGUCACACAGACAACACAGACAGGACUAUAAAUAAAGCAGAGAACCAUACAAACCGAAAUGACCAGGAAGCAGAGUCAUUGAAAACAUGGGUUAAUUCUGCCUCAGAGGAAGCAUCCUCCAAACCUCCAGGCAAAAGGCGGGGGCGGAAGCCAGGGACACAUCUUGUUAAAGAUUCAGAAGCCUCUCCAGUUCGACGUUCAUAUAGGCAAUUGGACUUGGCAAAGAAUCACACCAGGCAACUUAAUAGCAGGCGUCAGAGACUACUUUCCCGACAGACAGAGAUGCACACUCUAAAACGCAAGGGCAGGAAACCACAAUGGCUUUUGGACCAGUUAGCUGCCCAAGCAGAAAAUAGUGAACCUCGACAGGCCAAGAAACCAGGAAGGAAACCAAAGCAGUCAAAUAUUUUGACGGAGAUUUCACUUGAGACAGCAAUCAGUGAAGUGACAAUGAAAUUUUCAUAUCCUGAUAAUGAAGUUGACCUCUCUUCUGAUGUUCAGACUUCACAGAUUUCCACUGAGACACUUAAUAUCACUGAAAGCAGUACUAACAAAAUUCAAGAGAAUUUGAAAUGGCCUGACAGUAAUGCGUCUCUUAUUGAGUUACUAUCAGCAGAAUCUACUCCAUGUACCAAAAAAGACUUCAUGGUACAGGAGGAGAUUGUUUUUCGGGAACAAGGCCUUUCUAUGGUUCGAAAAUUCCACACAUAUUCAAGACAAGCUGAAUUUGAAGGAAUAUCAGUUGACUGUAAAGUAAUAUCAGAUCGAGAUAAAGAAUUUCAUCUGGACCAUAAUGAAUCCAAACAAGAACCACAGUCUGCUGGGCAACAGUUUGAACCUACAGAGAGCUUGGGAGCUGCAACACAGGAUAGAAAUGCAGUGGAAAGCAUGGUUACACCAAUCCCAGCUGUAAAUGUGGAAACAACCACUCCAGUUGAAGCCAUUCUUGAGCUAGUUAAAGAUCCAAAAGUAAAUAGCGAGUUAUCAGUUCCCCAAGAUGCAGACACUAAAUAUCCAGACUAUGGUCCUUACAGUCCUAUUAGUCCUGCAGAAAAUAUUAAUGUUGAUGUUUUACCAGAAGUGACAACUGACACCAGAGCUGACACCAUUCCUGUACCGCAUAGUACGCCAGAAAACAUGACGGUUCUUCAUGAGGAUGCUCCUCCAGUUCUUACUAAAGAGACAAUGCUCCCUGAUGGAACAGUGGCUACUUUUAGUGAAACUGAGAUUGACACUCUUGACACUAAAAUUGUGCCUGAGAGGACGAAGGUGCCAGUGGUGCCAUCAAGGCCUGUGGAGACAUCGCCAGAUAUGCAUGCAGCUGCUGAUGGUCUAGUCUCUGACCUUAUCCCCGCAAGUGAUGCAAGUUGCCAGCUUUCAGUUACCUGCAGCCUUUGCAAUAAAGAAACCAAAAACCCACACAUUCUACGUCAUGCACUGUGGCAUCACCGAAUUGACAGAAAGUGCAUGUUCUGUCACAAACGUUACACUCAUGGGCGCAGCCCUUCAAUCCAUUUUAAAGUGCACAUUCAGGAACUGAAAAAGUCUAAUGGGCUUUUUAGUGAAACUGAGAAUACCACAGAGACUGCCUCACAAUGUGCCCAGAAGAGACUGUUUAAACGGGUGAAGAAUAAGUUUAGAAACCUCAAAAUGAGGUUAAACUGCAGUUUGAACAUCACAGAUUUGCACAAGGAAGGGCAAAGCACAGAGCCUAAGGUUAGAUUGCGGACAAGGUUGGUCAAGAAUUCAGAUCCUCUAAGUACAUCAGAUGAACAAAAGGAGAAGGUUUGCAAGAUGAAGACAAAAUGUCUAAGGAGGGUUUUAGCAAAGAGAUCUCAGCCCACAGAUGAGAACAAAAAGUUUUUCAAUGUGAAACUAGCAAGGAAGAGACCAAAGGCUAUGCAAGCAGAAACUCCAGAGGACAAACAGUUGGAUUCCAAUGGAAACUCAGCUCAUAGGGUAAAUGGAGUAAUCAGAAAGAAAAGGAAAGUUAAGAGUGUGCCUGAGACAAAUACCUCAAAUAAAAAAAAUCAGACAUCAUUACCACAAGAUAACAAGGAGAAAAUUAAGACAUCAUUACCACAGGACAACAAAGAGAAAAUUGAAAUAUCAUUACCACAGGACAACAAAGUGAAAAUUGAGACAUCAUUACCACAGGACAACCCAGAGAAAAUUGAGACAUCAUUACCACAGGACAACCAAGAGAAAAUUGAGAAUGCAGAAUGUGCAAAAAGUCAGAAAGACGGUGUCAAGGCUGAAUCUAAGAAUGUAGGACAAAGAAAAGACAAGAGCAAGUCAAAAAUUAAAAGAAAAGAUGAAAUUGUGAUCUCUAGGCUAAAAAAGAUGAUGAUUACUCCUGGAGACCAAAAAGAGGGUGGAGAAGCUAUAAAAAGGAGGAAGAUAACAAUUAGUCCAGAAGACAGUUCUGAGAAUCAGGAACCCAUAGACAAUAAUACAGAAUUUAAGGAAAUAAAUAUGGUGGGGUAUAAAAAUGGGUCUCAGACGAAGUCCAAACAGCCUUCCACACCAUUCCAGGGAAAAAGAACUGGUGCAUCUACACAUGUUAGAUGCCCUGUGGAGAUUUGUACAUUCACUGCCAAGUCAAUCCUUGUCCUUUCACAUGUGCUGUCACACCACCAUGGCGACAAGAAGGCGCUUCUGUUCUUUUUCAAUUUUGGAAAGGAAAAAUGUCUUUUCUGUUGCAGAAAGAUAUAUAAUCCCCAGCAUUUUUUUGACCAUGUGAUAUGCCACAGAGGUGAGCUGAAGUUCCCAUGCUACCAUUUCGGCUGCAAGGAAAGGUACCAAACACGUACAGAACUAAGUGAGCACAUGUUAGUCCAUCAUCCAUUGAGAGCGAUGUGCUGCUUUCCUGGUUGCUGUAUGCAAACUGAGACUAUUUUGCUCCUUUAUAAGCAUGAAAGAACACAUUAUAGGCUGGAUACAAAUUUGGGAAUAAAUUCAUUCCCCAAAGAUUCUGAACCAACAAGGCAUGGAGGCCCUCAAAUUCUGGAAGGUAGUAUGGAGGCAGUAGCAAAUUCUUCAGUCAAUCAACCGAUUCAGGAUGCAGCCAAGUGCAAGGGCCCUACAUCUGCAAAUCAAGAUGACGAUGAAAAGCCUUUGGUCCUCAAUAAAAGUUCUGUUAGCUACAGUAGCAAGAACCCUAGCCUUGUUAAUGGGCACAGUGAGAGUAACAAAGAAGUUUCUGCCAAAACUUCAGAGCCAGUCGUUAAAGAGAAGGAACCACUGGUUUCAGGAAAACCUGCAAAUAAACAAUUCAUUCGACCCCUUCCCUCAGCUUAUCUAGAUGAGUCGUACAUUAGCAUGCCAAAACGCUGGAAGGAACCCCAGGUAGGCUCAAAGUUAUUGGGCUCAGUGUCAAAGCCAGAAAUACUUCCUACCAGGCAACGUUGCUCUCGAUGUUUUGAGUGUUUCAACAGUGAGGAAGAGCUGCAAACACACAAGGAUAAAUGCACAUCCCUCUUUGGUUUUGAUUCGGAUGAUGAAAGUGCUACCUGAAGAGAAGCAGGCCUUUCUACUGGGAAAACUGCUAAAUGCUGCUGUAGGCCAACAGCGUUCUUACGUGUGCUGAACAACUUUGUCAGCAUCUCAAAACUGAACUAUAUUGAGAUCCACAUGGGAAACGAGUUAUGCCUCCUUGUAGUCUCAUAUGACCGAUCAGCUGCUUUAUUUUAGAGCAUAGGUCUGUUAUCUCGUUUAAAGUUCUGAUGUUGAAAAUUCUUUUUUUUUAUAAUUUUUUUUAUAUUUCUUUUGUUUAACUUAAUCAUCUGAUACUAAGCGUUCUUAGUAAAAUAGUAAGGUUGUCUUUCUAUAAAAUGCACAGCAGAUUCUUGUCAAUACUUGUCAUCGCUUUCUGUCAAAGAGCUUAGUCUGUUCUCUCAUUUUGGCUUGAUUUUUUUUUUUUUUUUCUCUCCAAUUCCUGGUAAUGAGAGGCAACCAUAACACUACAAGAGGAUUUGGUCAGUCUUUCUAUUCAGGGUAUAUACCUUCUUUAGAAAGCACAAAAUGUUAUGCUCAGUCUGGCAUUUAGUGGAAGGUUUAACUUUACUGUUUUGUGACAGAAGGUCUGGUGUCUACCAGUGUUACAUGGUUCUUUAUGAGCAGAAGUUCUGGAUAUAGAUUCAUAGGGCACUCAAAGUAUUGCAAGCACACUAUAAACAUUUUCUUUUCUUUUUUUAACCUUGAUAUGUGAACCAUUGUAAAUUCUCACUGAUUGCAUAUGUUGCAAAUGUCAUCAAGUUGCUUCUGUUUAAGUCAGUGAUCACUUGAGGAGAAUUAAAGACACCCAGUCUUUAAAUGACAGACUGACUUCUGUUGGGAUCAGAAGAACUGUUGGCUUAUAACAGCAAGCUGGUGCUGCUGGGAAGGCCUAGUCUUUACAACUUCAGAUAUCCAUGUUAAUGGAGGAGUGUACAUGUGCCACAAAGCCUCACCGAACAUUGUCAUGACAUAUUCUAAAGGACUGCUCUUUAAGCAACAAAAAAAAUAAAUAAAUAAAUACAUUUAAGGGGAGGACUAAUUUGUGUCUCAAAUAGAGGCAUGUUUAAAACUGUUCUAUUUAUGAGCAGUAACAGUCUUAUUUAUUUUUUUCUUUUUUUUUUGUAUCUUCUGUAAAUGUUUCAAGAGUGUAAAUUGUAUAUGAUUGGAUUGGGUCACUGGGUUUAUAUAUUGAGAGCUUUUUUGUCCUAAUUAAUAAACACAUUUUAGGGGGC
This is a messenger RNA of Pimephales promelas (fathead minnow), 6175 nucleotides long. It is a transcript of the gene znf654, whose product is annotated as zinc finger protein 654. NCBI's taxonomy places the organism in Eukaryota, Metazoa, Chordata, Actinopteri, Cypriniformes, Leuciscidae. Gene Ontology annotation, biological process: regulation of transcription by RNA polymerase II. Gene Ontology annotation, molecular function: DNA binding; DNA-binding transcription factor activity, RNA polymerase II-specific. The record is from RefSeq and is a predicted model, not a curated record. Gene Ontology annotation, cellular component: nucleus.